Messenger RNA from Cuscuta europaea, 1339 nucleotides. Lineage: Eukaryota; Viridiplantae; Streptophyta; Magnoliopsida; Solanales; Convolvulaceae. The record is from the annotation of a GenBank genome assembly.
GGAGUAUACAAAAAAUCGAAACAAAUAAUCAUUCAAAACAUUUCAUUGUCAAAUAGAUAGCAUAAAAAAGCAUGUUUCAAGAUAUUGUGGAAGUAUAGAAGUGGGAGUGGCGUUUGGAGAUGGAUGAUCGAGGGCCAGUCAGAUAUAUAGCGUAACAAUCACCUGGUUAACUUCAUCGCUGUGAAGAAUGAAGAUGAAGAUUUGCCUCUUGCUGUCCUAUUAAGGUUGACGAAUAUCAGGUUGUUGGAGGAUCGCUAUGCAGUUUUAGAUUUUAUUUAAAGAAUAGCUUACAUGGAAAUGUCAAAUAAGAUUGUUCAAGGUACCAAAACAAAUUAUAUAAUGUUAAGGGCACCGAAGAGCUACCCAAUAAAUAAUUAAUUCGGUUCUGGUAAUAGAAAUCAACGUCAAGCUGUAGACGUUUGGUGGCAUGGCUUAUUGGCGUGAUGGCCUGCCCCUGUCUGUUCCUUUAUUCACCAAAGCGAACCUUUGUAAUCAAUCCUGAUUUGUGCUGUAUAUCUCUUCCUGUUACCGGUGCUGGAAAAAAAAAUCCUCAAAUCGGUAGUUUUAUUAAAAAUUAGAUAAUUUGACAUUACUUUUCCUAUCCUCCAUAUAUUCAUGUUGGUUCAAGUUACUUCAACCCGCUAUUCAAUCAAUCUGGCCAUCGAUCUCGCGAUCCAUCAUGGAGUGAAGAAGGAAAGGGUUGGUGAAGAUGGAAGGCCAAUCAGAGAGAUUUACUGUCAAUUUUUUGAUGGGAGGAGCAGCAGCCAUCUUUGCAAAAACUGCUGCAUCGCCAUUAGAAAGAGUAAAGCUUUUGCUGCAAAAUCAAGGUGAGUUGAUUAAAACAGGACAUUUAAAAAGACCUUAUAUGGGUAUAGGUGACUGCUUCCAUAGAGUUUUGAGAGAGGAUGGUCUUCUGUCCUUCUGGAGGGGUAACCUGGCCAAUGUCAUUCGAUACAUCCCAACCCAGGCUAGCAAUUUUGCAUUCAAAGAUUACUUCAAAAGCCUCUUUGGGUGUUCGAAAGAAGAAGAUGGGUAUGCAAAGUGGUUUGCUGGAAAUCUAGCCUCAGGAAGUGCUGCCGGAGCAACCACGUCAUUAUUUCUUUAUCACUUAGACUAUGCACGAACUCGGCUCGCAAUGGAUGCUAGGGAAUGCCUCAUUAAUGGAAGACGCCAAUAUAAGGGACUGGUAGAUGUUUAUGGCAAAACAUUAUCAAGUGAUGGCAUCAUUGGGCUCUAUAGGGGAUUUGGUGUUUCAAUUAUAGGUAUAACUUUGUAUCGAGGAAUGUACUUUGGAAUCUAUGACUCCCUGAAACCGGUUGUUUUAUUUGGACCCUUACAG